Molecule: messenger RNA, 1128 nt
Organism: Monodelphis domestica (gray short-tailed opossum)
Lineage: Eukaryota; Metazoa; Chordata; Mammalia; Didelphimorphia; Didelphidae
Source: RefSeq, a predicted model, not a curated record
AUGGGUGGCUUGCUCCUGGUGCUGCCGCCUGGCCUGCUCCUCACCCUGGAAACGGCUUCUCCAAGGUCUGCUGCUUGCUGGAGACCUGCCACCCCAAGGAGAUUGCCAACUUGUAGCCCUCUCUUGGAGCAACCAGAAUUCACAAAUAAAUCUAGAGCUCCAAGAAUACCAGCCAUUAAAAAAGGGAGUGCAAAAGAUUUACAGAUAUCUGGAUUCCCUGAAGUAGGAAAUCUUAAUUCUCAGCCAGUUAAAAAUGGAACUGGCACUAGUGUUUAUAAAGGAUUAAUCCCUAAACUUGCUGUUCCACCUAGAAAGCCUACACAAUGGAAAAGCCAAACUAAAGAAAAUAAAAUUGGAACUCCCUUCCCUCGUGAGCCUAUAUAUGGCCUUGGCAAAUAUAAUGCCUUAAAAUCAACUGCCAAGAAUUUUAGUGUAUCAACAAAUUCAGUUAAGGAGUGUAAUUGCUCAAAUUCCUCUUCUCUUCUGGACAAAUUUAAUCAGCCUCAUCUAACCAAACUCACUCGGAUAAGUACUGUUAAGAAGAGAGAAUGCUUAAAAGCAUUGAAAAGGGACAGAGUGAAUAAGGAGCACAAAGUUGGAAGUCACAUGGGGCCAGAGAAGGAUGAUGAUUCAUUUAAUUUGCAUAAUAGCAACAACACUUACCAUGAAAGUGAAAACCAAAAUUCUGAUGACAAUGAAAUUUCACAGGAGAAUGGAAAAUUGACCUCUAUGAUUUCCCAACAGACCAUUCAGCCUUCUACCUUUCCACUAGCUGCUGUCUUUUCAAGUUCAGUUGAGGCAGAGCAUAAGUUAUUAAAGGAGAUGGGUUGUCAGGAAGACAGAGAAAAUGACGAAACAUGUGCUCCCUUAACAGAGGAUGAGCUGAGGGAAUUCCAAGGUAUUUGUGAACAGUUACAGAAGAAUGGCCUUAGAAAAAAUGGUAUUUUGAAAAAUAGCCUCAUCUGUGACUUCAAAUUUGGACCCUGGAAAAACAGCACUUUCAAACCCACUUUUGAGAAUGAUGACACAGAGACAAGCAGCAGUGACACAUCAGAUGAUGAUUAUGUGUGAAGGAUUCUCUUAACAGCUUUAGAAUUUUUAGUGUGAUACAUCUCAUACAGUUUGGGG